Molecule: messenger RNA, 1917 nt
Organism: Hemibagrus wyckioides
Lineage: Eukaryota; Metazoa; Chordata; Actinopteri; Siluriformes; Bagridae
Gene: lrit1a
Product: leucine-rich repeat, immunoglobulin-like and transmembrane domains 1a
Exons: 4
Coding region: 1-1917 (638 amino acids)
Cellular component (GO): endoplasmic reticulum membrane
Molecular function (GO): protein binding
Source: RefSeq, a predicted model, not a curated record
AUGAUGGUCAUUGUCUUCUUUGCUUUGUUGCUUGCAUCAGGUGGAUUUCCACCUGCACAGACCUCAUGUCCUUCUCGGUGCAGCUGUCUCUAUCAUAACCUUAGUGAUGGAUCUAGGGCCAGGAGUGUGAUUUGUAAUGACCCUGAGAUUUUCCUGGUGCCUGCCAGCAUCCCAAGUGAUACAUCCAAGCUUAGAAUAGAGAAAACAGCUAUAAAGAGGAUCCCCAGUGAAGCGUUUAAAGACCUCUCCAAUCUGGAGUUUUUGUGGCUGUCCUUCAAUGUAUUAUCAUCAGUGAAUGUGGAGAGCUUCCGUGGAUUGAACAGUCUGGAAGAGCUCAGGCUUGAUGGAAAUUCUCUUACUGCUUUUCCUUGGGAGUCCUUAAAGUAUAUGCCCAACCUGAAGCUCCUUGACUUGCACAGUAACAAACUCUCUUCAGUCCCUGCAGAGGCAGCAAAGUACAUAAGACCUUUAACAUACCUGGAUCUUUCCAGCAAUAACCUGGUGACAAUGCCUUCUGAAGUCCUUGCUACUUGGAUGACAGUCAAACCUAACCAAGGAGCACAGAGUUCAAAAAUUAUUCUUGGACUCCAUGAUAAUCCUUGGUUUUGUGACUGUCGGUUGUAUGACCUGGUCCAGUUCCAAACGUCUCCAUCACUGUCUGUGGCCUUCAUUGACACAAGCCUGAGGUGUACUGCUCCUGAGAGUCUCUCAGGAGUUCUGUUCAGUGAUGCUGACCUAAGACGAUGCCAGGAGCCAAAGGUUCAUUCAGCGGUAUCCCGCAUCAGGAGCACAGUGGGCAACAAUGUGUUACUGCGGUGUGGUGCUAUUGGAGUCCCCAUGCCCCAGCUGAUAUGGAGAAGGGCAGAUGGGAAAACAUUGAAUGGGACAGUGAAACAAGAGAACUCUAAAGAUGGAAUUGUUUGGUCUAUUCUUAAUGUGCCUGCGGUCUCCUUCCAUGACUCUGGGAAAUAUAUUUGCAAAGCAACAAACUAUGCUGGGAGUGCAGAGGCUGUAAUUGCUUUAAUCAUAAGCAAGGCUCCAAAGUUAGACAAUGUAACUGCAACUGUAAAGAAAAUCAAAGAAAACACACAAACCCCUGUUGAAAAAGAAAAAGGUAUUACCAAAUACAUCUCCCCGAGACCCUCCUUUGUUCCUGUAACUACAAGUCCUAUGGGUUAUCUUGGUCCUUAUCCUGGCUUGCAGAGUGACACUGUUCCAGAGAGAGAGACAAAUGCACAACCAACAAGCCCUGAUCGACUCCUAGAGACCAACCUGAGCAACCUCGCAGCCAAUGCAUCCUCUCUGCAGCAAGACUUUGACAGAAUUGUUCGCUCAGUCAAAGUGAUUGGAGAUACAGACUAUACUGUGUGCCUAAUCUGGAGAGCUCCAAAAGCCAAUAACACAACAGCGUUUAGCGUGCUCUAUGCAGUAUUUGGAGAGAGAGACAUGCGCAGAAUCAAUGUCAGUCCCGGCAACAAUCGGAUCAUCAUUGAGGGUUUGGUUCCUAAAACCAAAUACAUUGCCUGUGUUUGCAUAAAAGGUCUGAUCCCUAAAAAAGAGCAGUGUGUAAUCUUCUCUACAGAUGCAGCAGCAAGUGCUAAUGGGACCCAAAAGCUUAUUAAUGUAGUUGUAAUCUCAGUUGCCUGUGUGAUAGCUGUGCCUCUGACUGUGGUCGUCUGUUGUGGUGCACUUAAAAGGAAAAUCCAGAAACUUCUGAGCAAAAAGUCUAAAGAUGUUCAGGAUUCAUAUGUAACAUUUGAGAGUGUCUCCCCCACCACAAAGGCCAAAGGCCUGGAGGGGGACUAUCUGUCCAAAAUUAACCCAGAGGAGUCCAAUAGAUUGCUAUCAGCUAGGUCUAGCCUGGACUCUGAGUCUAUCAAUAAGAUUGAAGAACAGCCAAAAGAAUACUCAUGCUGA